AUGGUCCGGUCCCCGCGGACUCGCCCGCGAAACGCGCGUAGCCAACGAGCGUCGGCGCUGGGCCUGGGGCGGGCCCUGUCGCUCAGCAACGCCCCGCAGACGUACCACCCCACUCCCCCCCCCCCCCCCCCCCCCACCCCACCCCCUCCCCCCCCCCCCCCCCCCCCCCCCCACCCCCCCCCCCCCCCCCCCCCCCCCCCCCCCCCCCCGCCAGCUUCCCCCCAGCCCCCCCCCCCCCCC
Molecule: messenger RNA, 240 nt
Organism: Caretta caretta (loggerhead turtle)
Lineage: Eukaryota; Metazoa; Chordata; Testudines; Cheloniidae
Source: RefSeq, a predicted model, not a curated record